Messenger RNA from Coregonus clupeaformis (lake whitefish), 2583 nucleotides. Its product is annotated as tubulin beta chain. Gene Ontology annotation, molecular function: GTPase activity; GTP binding; structural constituent of cytoskeleton. Lineage: Eukaryota; Metazoa; Chordata; Actinopteri; Salmoniformes; Salmonidae. Gene Ontology annotation, cellular component: cytoplasm; microtubule. Gene Ontology annotation, biological process: mitotic cell cycle; microtubule cytoskeleton organization. The record is from RefSeq and is a predicted model, not a curated record. The transcript has 4 exons. The coding region runs from base 116 to 1450 and encodes 444 amino acids.
CCGCCUUGCUCAAAGGUUUCAUCCACAUACUUCACAGCGGUGAGUGUGUCUGCUGUGUCGACAUAACAGCAUUCCAUUUCUUCUCUUGUAUUUUCUAUUAUUUCACGCAUUCAGAAUGAGGGAAAUCGUACACAUUCAGGCCGGCCAGUGCGGUAACCAGAUUGGGGCCAAGUUCUGGGAGGUGAUCAGCGAUGAACAUGGUAUCGACCCCACAGGCACCUACCAUGGAGAUAGCGACCUACAGCUGGACAGGAUCAGUGUCUACUACAACGAGGCUUCAGGUGGCAAGUAUGUUCCCAGAGCGGUCCUAGUGGACCUGGAGCCCGGCACCAUGGAUUCUGUCAGAUCUGGACCCUUCGGACAGAUCUUCAGACCAGACAACUUUGUGUUUGGUCAGAGCGGUGCAGGAAACAACUGGGCAAAGGGCCACUACACUGAGGGAGCAGAGUUGGUGGACUCAGUCCUGGAUGUGGUGAGGAAAGAGGCUGAGAGCUGCGACUGCCUCCAGGGCUUCCAGCUCACCCACUCCCUGGGUGGGGGCACUGGCUCGGGCAUGGGCACCCUGCUCAUCAGCAAGAUCCGUGAAGAGUACCCUGACCGCAUCAUGAACACCUUCAGCGUGGUGCCCUCCCCGAAAGUGUCGGACACUGUGGUGGAGCCUUACAAUGCCACGCUCUCGGUUCACCAACUAGUAGAGAACACAGACGAGACCUUCUGCAUUGACAACGAGGCUCUCUACGACAUCUGCUUCCGUACCCUCAAACUCACCACGCCAACUUACGGAGACCUCAACCACCUGGUGUCAGCCACCAUGAGCGGGGUCACCACUUGCCUGCGUUUCCCCGGCCAGCUCAACGCCGACCUCCGUAAACUGGCCGUCAACAUGGUGCCUUUCCCCCGUCUCCACUUCUUCAUCCCCGGCUUCGCCCCCCUCACCAGCAGGGGGAGCCAGCAGUACCGUGCCCUCACCGUGCCUGAGCUCACCCAGCAAGUGUUCGACGCCAAGAACAUGAUGGCCGCAUGUGACCCGCGCCACGGUCGCUACCUUACUGUCGCCGCUGUCUUCCGUGGCCGCAUGUCCAUGAAGGAGGUGGACGAGCAGAUGCUCAACGUCCAGAACAAGAACAGCAGCUACUUCGUUGAAUGGAUCCCCAACAAUGUCAAGACAGCCGUCUGCGACAUUCCUCCAAGAGGCCUCAAAAUGGCAGUCACCUUCAUCGGCAACAGUACAGCCAUCCAGGAGCUGUUUAAGCGUAUCUCUGAGCAGUUCACCGCCAUGUUCCGCCGCAAGGCCUUCCUCCAUUGGUACACCGGAGAGGGCAUGGACGAGAUGGAGUUCACUGAGGCAGAGAGCAACAUGAACGACCUGGUGUCUGAGUACCAGCAGUACCAGGAUGCCACCGCUGAGGAGGAGGGUGAGUUUGAGGAGGAGGCUGAGGAGGAUGCUUAAAGAUGGAGUGAAGCAACACGAGCGAGGUGGAAGAAUGAAGAAAAGUCCUACAAAAAGCUGGAAAAUAACAAAAUACCACAAAAAGAGAAAAACAAAAUAAGUACCAAAAGAAAACUGGAGGAAUACUAUAGAACAUAGCUGAGAAGAGGAGGAGCCCAAUUGAAAAUCCAGAAAUUGAGGAUCCUAUCUGAAAAUGGCUGAAAUAGCUCGACAAGAACAGAAUGACUGAAGACUGUGACUGGACAUGGGUGAAUGAAUGUAAGGGAGGAGGAGAGGAGUGACAGCAGCAUAAUCAACAAAUCAACUGGACACAGUCUGCAUUCCAUUUACUGUGACAACAUGUACUGCAUGGUCUUGACUGUAUACCCAGAAAGGAAUUAAUGAAUAAAUAUACAGUAAGUUAAGAAACAAUGUUGUUGAAAGAAAGGCAAAGAAGAAGCCUAUACCUAUGAAAAGAUUGUUCCUGUUAUUUUCAGUGUUAUUUUGUUGUUGUUGUUGCCAUUUUUCAUUGAAUCAUGUCACAAAUAAAUGUGAAUGUGACCACAUAUGCACUACAGGACCUCUCACCCCACAGAUGGAGUUUUGAUUUUGAGACUAAGGUUAUUAACUUAUAGCCAUUGGCAAACAGAUCUGGGAUCAGACUAAUUAACUUAUGAACAGUCUUGAUUCUGGGCUGACUUUGAUGAAGGUGUCUGCUCCACCUGGAGCCGCCCUCACCCGGACACCAACCAACGUCUCGGUGGGGACGACCUCGAACUGGAACAUAAUAGGGAGAGUUCCAGGAAUUUCAUUCCAUUUGACCAUAGCAAGGUUUUGAAACAAGAUUAUCUGAAGGAACCUCUGCAAAUGUGUGUGUACAGAACAUUUUAGUAAAUGUUUACAUAUUGAACAACUAUUCAAAUAGAAGCCAUUGUUAUUUUAGGUCAAACCAGUUUGUCUAUAUGUCCAAACCCUGCUAUAGUGUCAGGUAUUGUUGACAUCUGUGCUGCACUAUGAAAGGCUGAAACUGCAACCGUCUUGCAUGUGUUUUGUUCGUUCUUUUCUAUUCUGAUUAUAUAUAUUUUUUUUAUCCUUGAGAAAGUGAAAAGUUGUUGCCUCUGGGGAGAAAUAAAAAGGCAUUUUUAGAAAACCUC